Anoplophora glabripennis (Asian longhorned beetle) is the source of this 964-nucleotide messenger RNA. RefSeq names its product vesicle transport through interaction with t-SNAREs homolog 1A (gene Vti1a). Bases 139 to 795 code for a protein of 218 amino acids. Gene Ontology annotation, cellular component: SNARE complex; ER to Golgi transport vesicle membrane; endoplasmic reticulum membrane. NCBI's taxonomy places the organism in Eukaryota, Metazoa, Arthropoda, Insecta, Coleoptera, Cerambycidae. The record is from RefSeq and is a predicted model, not a curated record. Gene Ontology annotation, molecular function: SNAP receptor activity; SNARE binding. Gene Ontology annotation, biological process: intra-Golgi vesicle-mediated transport; retrograde transport, endosome to Golgi; Golgi to vacuole transport. The transcript has 4 exons.
AAAAUGAGCAUGCGCUAACCGUAUUCGACAGAAAAUAGUUUGACAGCACUGACAGCCGACAACAGUUAAUGUGGUGACAUCUAUGAUAACAAUGAUAUAGUGAGAUGUGCGAUUUAUGUUCUCAAAAUCGAAAUCAAAAUGGUUUCACUUUUUGAGAAUUAUGAACAACAAUAUUCUGUUCUUACAGCAGAUAUCACAGCUCAAGUAGGACUUUUAACAGCUUCAGCCACUAAAGACCGUCGCCAACUAAUCUCUAACAUUGAAAAACAUGUGGAAGAGGCACAAGAACUGUUGGAACAAAUGGAACUGGAGGUUAGGGAGGUCGAAUCAUCUAAAAGGCAAAGGUGUAGAACUAAGCUAGAUUGUUACCGUGCCGAACUAAAGCGAUUGACACUGGACUACAUUAAAGCUCGGUCGAUAAAACAGGGUGCUUUAUAUGACAGCGCGGAAGAAUUAAAUGAUGUUAGAAUUUCAUCGGACCAAAAACAGAGACUCCUCGAUAACUCUGAAACAAUAGAAAGAACUGGAAAAAAGCUUGAGGAAGGCUAUAGAGUUAUAGUUGAGACACAAGAAAUUGGAACGCAAGUAUUAAAGAACUUAGGGGAUCAGCGGGAGACGAUUCAGAGAUCUCGAGCAAGAUUACGAGAAACAGAUGAGGAAGUAAAUCGAUCAGGGAGAAUUAUUAAUUCUAUGAUAAUCAGAUCCCUCCAGCAGAAAGUGAUACUUUUUACAGUUUGUGCCUGUUUUCUCAUAGCAAUCUGUUUAGGAAUAUAUCUGGCAUAUAGCAGAUCCUAAACGUGUUCAUUGAUACAAAUAGAUGUAAAUAUGUAUUUAGUAAUAAACCUAGCAAAUAAGAUUAAAUCAUUGUGGCAUAUUUUUAUUUUUAAUUUAUUGUUACAUUCCUUUCCUGAUAUAUUGUGAUUGUUUUAUGUAUUAUUUUAAUUAGGUUGUAUAUUUCAAAUAA